AUGCUUGAUGGGUCAAGCCCCCAGGCAGGAAAAAUCUGGAAGAAGGCAGUACUCACCUUCACCUAUGAUGGCAAAAAGAUGACGGAGACCUUCCUCAUCUGUAAUACUGGCAGUCAUGCGGCCAUCCUAGGUUUGAAAUGGUUAGAUGCUCACAACCCGGAAAUAGAUUGGAACACGUGCACCCUCUCCUUCCCACACACUCCACCAGAACAUGUGGCCAUUGCCAAAGAAGAAGAAGCUGAUCAGAACCCUCUUGAAGGAGUACCCUCUGAAUACCACCAAUAUGCUAAGGUGUUUGGAGAAGAAGAAUUCAACAAGCUUCCUCCCCAUAGGCAUUACAAUAUUGGGAUUGAACUCACCAAAGAAGGCCCCCUCAAUUCCCCCCUUUACAGUAUGACAGAUGCCAAGUCUGCCACACUAAAAGACUGGCUCAGGGACGAGUUAAAGGCAGGAAAAAUCCGCCCUAGCAAAUUUUUGAUUAGUUCUCCUGUCAUGUUUGUCCCAAAAAAGGAUGGCUCUUGCCGCCUGGUUGUAGACUAUUGUUGCCUAAAUAACCAGACUAAGAAAAACGUGUACCCACUACCCCGUCCCAACAACCUCAUGGCCCAGCUCCGUGGUGCCAAGGUCUUCACUAAAUUAGACUUGCAAUGGGGUCAUAACAAUGUCCAAGUUAAGGAGGGCAACAAAUGGAAGACCGCCUUCCGCACCAAGUAUGGUCUUUACAAGUCCUUGGUCAUGACCUUUGGCCUGACAAAUGCACCUGCGGCUUUCCAACACUUCAUGAACAAGUUAUUCAAAGACUUGCUCAAUGUAUGCAUCAUCAUUUACCUUGAUGAUAUCCUUAUUUACUCCAAGGAUGACACAUCACACGCACAACACGUUCACAAGGUAUUACGUUGCCUAAUGGAAAACCAACUAUUCUGCAAGGCCUCCAAGUGUACAUUCCAUGUAACCUUGGUUGAAUAUCUAGGGAUCAUUGUAUUGGAUAAGGGUUUUAGUCUGGAUAAGCUCAAGAUCCAGGCAGUUCAAGAAUGGCCCACGCCCACCAAGGUUAAGGAAGUACAAUCUUUCCUUGGCUUUGCCAACUUCCUCCAGCGCUUUGUUGCCAACUUCAGCCACAUGGCUAGGCCACUACACAACCUAGUCAAGAAAGACACACCUUGGAAAUGGGAUAUCAAGGAACAAGAAGCUUUCCAGGGACUAAAAGACGCCAUCACCAACGCCCCAGUCCUUUGCCACGCUGAUCCAUCCAAACCGUAUUUCCUAGAGACAGAUGCCUCUGGCGCAGCCCUGGGAUCCAUACUCAGUCAACAACAGGGAGACGGCCGAUUGCAUCCGCUAGGGUUCCUGUCAGAGUCUUUCAAAGGUGCCGAGCAGAACUACAAUACCCACAAUAAGGAACUUCUUGCAAUCAUCUGUUCCUUUGAGUACUGGCGCAUUUUCCUAGAGGGAACUCAGCACCCAAUCACCAUAUUCACCAAUCACUGCAAUUUGGAAUACUGGAAGGAAUCACGCACAUUCAACCAACGCCAUGCACAAUGGCACUUACUCCUUGCCGGUUAUAACUUCCAAAUUGUAUACAGGCCAGGAAAACAAUUGGGGAAGCCAGACGCCUUGUCACGGCAAUCGGAUCACGCGGAUAUCCCACCAGAGCCCCAGUCCAUGUUACCAGAUCCGGUAUUUGCCAACAUAGCCUUAGUCACACCAGAAAAGGAGCUACAACGGCAGAUUGAGUUGUCCCUGGACCAAGACAAAUCCCUGGAAGAAAUCCUCCAAUUCCUGCAGAACAAGUCCAAAACACCCCCCUCCAUCAAACGCGCGUUCAAAGAUUACAAGAUGGAGGCUGGCCUACUGUUCUACCAAGGACAGAUUGUGGUCCCUGACGUUGGAACACUAAGGACAGAUCUACUAUGCAUCUUCCACAAUAGCCCCUUGGCAGGACAUCCAGGAAGACAACGUACUCUAGAAUUGGUCUUGCGUAAUUACUACUGGCCCAGCAUCCGUUCAGACACGUAUUGGCACGUAGAUUCCUGUGAAACUUGCCAGCAAAUUUGGAAGCCUAAAUACGCCUCCAUCCCCCUGCAACCACUCAAACUCCCAUCUAGGCCAUGGCAACAUGUUUCCUACAAUAUGAUUGUGGACCUACCACGGGAUGGAAACAACAACUCCAUCCUGGUUAUAGUAGAUAGCUUCACUAAGUACGGCAUCUUUGUUAAAUGUUCCAAAAAACUCAAGGCACCCAAACUUGCGGAGCUGUUUCUGGAACAUGUAUGGAAACGCCAUGGGAUGCCAGAAAAGACAAUAUUGGAUAGAGGCAGGGUCUUCAAUAACAAGUUCUUACGAGCCCUGUACAAGCAAUUAGGCAUUGAUCCUCACUUCUCCUCUGCCUAUCACCCCCAGAGCAAUGGUCAAACAGAACAAGUAAACCCGUCCAUUGAGCACUUUCUCAGGGCUUACUCAGGGAUUAAUCAACGGGACUGGACAAAAUGGUUGCCUAUGGCCAAAUUUGCAUACAACAAUGCAGUCCACAGUAGCACAGGGAAAACACCGUUCAAAGCCCUGUACGGGUGGGAACCUACCUUGACACCAUCCAACGUCCCUACCAAUGUACCAGAAGCAGAUGACCUAGCCGAGACAAUGGAAAAACAAUGGAGGGAAGUGGAAUCCGCCCUGCAACAAUCUAAGCAACAAAUGGUUGACGGAGAAAGUGGGGCCCCAGUAGAAUUUGAGGUUGGAGAAGAAGCAUGGCUUGAUGCCAAGAACGUGAACCUCAAAACCCUAAGCCCAAAACUGACAGAACAACGCUUAGGGCCAUUCAAGGUCACCAAAAAAAUCUCCGACCGCGCUUACUGGCUUGAACUGCCUCCAACCAUGCGUAUCCACAAUGUCUUCUACAUGGGACUCUUGUCUAAAGUCAAAAGGGAUGACAAACGCACCUUUGAAAAUCGCCCCCCUCCAGUCACUGUGGAUGGGGAAGAGGAAUAUGAGGUAGAAGGAAUAACGGACAUGGAAGAAAGGAACGGAAAAUGGUUCUUCAGAGUCAAAUGGAAGGGCUAUGGUCCAGAGGAAAACACGUGGGAACCCCGGGAGAACCUCAAAAAUGCGGAAAAAUUUUUAAAGAAGUACAAAAAAGAGAUGAAGAAAAAGGCCCUUAGAGGGGGGGCAGUGUCGUAG
This is a messenger RNA of Rhizoctonia solani, 3174 nucleotides long. Its product is annotated as Retrotransposable element Tf2 protein. The coding region runs from base 1 to 3174 and encodes 1057 amino acids. The transcript has a single exon. Gene Ontology annotation, molecular function: nucleic acid binding. Gene Ontology annotation, biological process: DNA integration. The record is from RefSeq and is a predicted model, not a curated record. Lineage: Eukaryota; Fungi; Basidiomycota; Agaricomycetes; Cantharellales; Ceratobasidiaceae.